AUGAGUAACGAGGCCUUGGGUUUUGUUUCAUCGUCAGCUAGUCAAGGAGCGGAGGGCUCGUCAGAGAUCGUUUCACUCGAACCUCUGGACUCGUCGUCGCAGCAUACUCCGCCGGUGCCGUAUACAAUGCAUUCCGCCACAGGCAAAACCGACGGCACGAACCUUGGGUUCCAAAAUGGACAUCCCCCCGCAUACUCGCACGGUGCGUCAGGGAAGAAGGAUGGCAGCGAGGUGGAUGCCCAUACUGCUGCUGCGAUGGACCCGAGCUUGACGGGACAGCGACGUGCCGACAACGCGCAGGCCAGCUACACGGGUGUGCGACAGGAGCAACAGCCGUAUCGAUUGGAUUUGUUACAAACGGACCCCAACUUGGAAUCCAACGCGCCGCUCGCAGGCGAAGGCGCCGAAUCUGAUCAUGUAUCGCGCGCGUUCCCCUUCCUAUCGAACUCGAUUGGUGCGCAGGAUGGCGAUAGUCGUUCAGCCAUUUUCUCGCCCAACUUCUCCGGCAUGGGUGCGGCUCAAGAUGCCAAUGCGAACAAUCUUGCGUACAAAAAACAAGGGUCGGAGAGCUUGCCUGGUGCUUCGGUCACUGAUUCGAAUGCUGGCUUGCACUCCAAGGCGCAGCGCGGUCCUUCGUACGACUCGCUAGCGCCGCCGGAAAAGAAGGAGACGCCAUACAGCCGCAGCCCCAGUCUGCGUGUGACACACAAGAUUGCGGAGCGCAAGCGUCGUAAGGAGAUGAAGGAUCUGUUUGAUGAACUGAAGGAAUAUGUUCCUGUGGACCGUGGUCCCAAGACAUCGAAGGGUGACAUUCUCAGCAAGGCGGUCCUCCAGUUCCAAACGAUGCAUCGUGAGCGCGAGCAGCUGAUCGAGGCAUUGGAAGCGGCGCAUCAUGAGAUCAACCAGCUACGUCAAGUGGCUGGGAAUACGGAGCAUGCCAACUCGAGCUUGUCCCAGCAUGUGUACCCUCACUCCUCGACGACCGCUGCUGCGCCCUCGUACCUGCCGCGUCCCCCGGAGUCGCGUUUGCAUGGUAUGCAGGAGCAGCAUGUAUCGCUCCCACGAAGCGACAAAGCCGAUACGGCGUCGCAUACUACGGGCGUGAAUCUGCAGCCGGGCGCACAGCGAUCUGGCGAGCAGUUCUUGUCGGAGUUGCGACUUGAUCGCCUGCGUCAGUCUCACGACGCAGUGCAUCCGAACUUUAAGCAGUUGGAUCAUGGUGCAAACGUGCUCGAUCAGUCGCUCAAUGGAGCUCGGUCGUUCCAGCCAGAGUCGUACCAGACGUCACUGGUCUCGACUGAGUUGCCCGCGGGCCAAGAGGCGUCCACUAUGAGCUCCGAUGCGGCUGCAGGCUCUCAUACCAGCCGUGCCAUGUAA
Malassezia pachydermatis is the source of this 1377-nucleotide messenger RNA. Its product is annotated as protein esc1. Gene Ontology annotation, biological process: positive regulation of transcription by RNA polymerase II. Gene Ontology annotation, cellular component: RNA polymerase II transcription regulator complex. Gene Ontology annotation, molecular function: protein dimerization activity; DNA-binding transcription factor activity. The record is from RefSeq and is a predicted model, not a curated record. The transcript is spliced from 2 exons. Lineage: Eukaryota; Fungi; Basidiomycota; Malasseziomycetes; Malasseziales; Malasseziaceae. Bases 1 to 1377 code for a protein of 458 amino acids.